GUGUACUUCAUUAACAUCUUAACACUUCUAAUCCCUAUCCUAAUUGCCAUAGCUUUCCUAACAUUAGUAGAACGCAAAAUUUUAGGCUAUAUACAAUUACGUAAAGGCCCUAACAUUGUAGGACCCUACGGAAUUCUUCAACCAUUCGCCGACGCCAUAAAACUAUUUAUUAAAGAACCAAUACGACCACUAACAACAUCAAUUACACUAUUUAUCAUUGCCCCAACCUUAUCCCUCACACUAGCUCUAAGCCUAUGAAUUCCCCUACCUAUGCCUCACCCACUAAUUAACCUUAACUUAGGAAUUCUAUUCUUCCUAGCUACAUCUAGUCUUUCAGUAUAUUCUAUUCUAUGAUCAGGAUGAGCCUCCAACUCAAAAUACUCAUUAUUUGGUGCUCUACGAGCAGUAGCCCAAACAAUUUCAUAUGAAGUCACCAUAGCUAUUAUUCUACUAUCAACCCUACUAUUAAGCGGCUCAUUUUCUUUACAAACAUUUAUUAUUACUCAAGAACAUACAUGACUAAUCGCCCCAGCCUGACCCAUAGCUAUAAUAUGAUUUAUCUCUACAUUAGCAGAAACUAACCGAGCUCCUUUUGACCUAACCGAGGGAGAAUCAGAAUUAGUCUCAGGAUUCAACGUCGAAUACGCCGCAGGCCCAUUCGCACUAUUCUUUAUAGCUGAAUAUACUAACAUUAUUCUUAUAAACGCAUUAACAUCAAUCAUCUUUCUAGGCCCUAUUCACAACAUCAACCUUCCAGAACUCUACUCAACUAACUUCAUAGCAGAAACCUUAUUACUUUCAUCCGUAUUUUUAUGAAUCCGAGCAUCAUACCCACGAUUUCGCUAUGACCAAUUAAUACAUUUAUUAUGGAAAAACUUCUUACCACUUACACUAGCAUUCUGUAUAUGACAUAUCUCUCUCCCAAUAUUUAUGGCAAGCAUUCCACCAUACCUAU
Messenger RNA from Mastomys coucha (southern multimammate mouse), 955 nucleotides. The record is from the annotation of a RefSeq genome assembly. Lineage: Eukaryota; Metazoa; Chordata; Mammalia; Rodentia; Muridae.